Molecule: messenger RNA, 3761 nt
Organism: Anas platyrhynchos (mallard)
Lineage: Eukaryota; Metazoa; Chordata; Aves; Anseriformes; Anatidae
Gene: PCSK2
Product: proprotein convertase subtilisin/kexin type 2
Biological process (GO): peptide hormone processing
Cellular component (GO): neuron projection; membrane
Molecular function (GO): serine-type endopeptidase activity
Source: RefSeq, a predicted model, not a curated record
CCCCCACCCCCCCGGCUUUCGGCCGCUUCCCCGCCUCGCCCUGCCGGCGCCCUCCCCGCGGCGCGGCGGGCUGCGGGUUAGCUGCGGGGCCAUGCCGGCGGGGCCGCCGCUGCUGCUGCUGCGAGGCGCCUUCCUCCUCCUCCUCUUCCUCCUCCUGCUCUUCCUCGGCUCCCCGACCCGGGCUGCUGUCUACACCAACCAUUUCUUGGUGGAGCUGCACGCCGGGGGCCAGGCGGAGGCCGAGCGGCUGGCUGCGGAGCACGGCUUCGGCGGGGUGCGCAAGCUCCCUUUUCUAGAUACUGGUUACUUCUUUUAUCACAAUGGCAUUGCCAAGGCCAGGAGAAGACGCAGUCUUCAACACAAGCUUCACCUGGAAAAGGACUCCAGGGUAAAGAAAGCUGUGCAACAGGAAGGCUUCAGCAGAAGGAAGAGAGGAUAUAGAGAUAUCAAUGACAUUGACAUCAACAUGAAUGAUCCUUUAUUUACAAAGCAAUGGUAUCUGAUUAACACUGGUCAAGCAGAUGGGACUCCUGGACUUGACCUUAAUGUAGCUGAAGCAUGGGAGCUGGGAUACACGGGGAAAGGAGUUACCAUAGGAAUUAUGGAUGAUGGAAUUGAUUAUCUGCAUCCUGAUCUUGCCUCUAAUUAUAAUGCCCAAGCCAGCUACGACUUCAGCAGUAAUGAUCCCUACCCUUACCCCCGCUACACAGAUGACUGGUUUAACAGCCACGGGACAAGAUGUGCGGGAGAGGUGUCUGCUGCUGCCAACAACAACAUCUGCGGUGUGGGAGUUGCGUACAACUCCAAGGUGGCAGGUAUUCGAAUGCUCGACCAGCCCUUUAUGACAGACAUUAUUGAGGCUUCCUCUAUCAGUCAUAUGCCCCAAGUCAUAGAUAUAUACAGUGCCAGCUGGGGACCAACUGAUAAUGGAAAGACCGUGGAUGGACCUAGAGAGCUAACACUGCAAGCGAUGGCAGAUGGUGUGAACAAGGGCCGGGGUGGGAAAGGAAGCAUCUAUGUCUGGGCUUCUGGAGAUGGGGGCAGCUACGAUGACUGUAACUGUGAUGGUUAUGCAUCAAGCAUGUGGACAAUCUCCAUCAAUUCCGCUAUAAAUGACGGACGGACAGCUCUGUAUGAUGAAAGCUGCUCUUCAACCCUAGCCUCCACCUUUAGUAAUGGGAGGAAGAGAAAUCCGGAGGCUGGUGUGGCUACCACAGACUUGUAUGGCAACUGCACCCUGCGUCACUCAGGAACGUCUGCAGCUGCCCCUGAAGCAGCCGGAGUGUUCGCCUUGGCCCUGGAGGCUAACUUGGAUCUGACAUGGAGAGACAUGCAGCAUCUGACAGUCCUCACCUCCAAAAGGAACCAGCUUCACGAUGAAGUUCAUCAGUGGCGCAGAAAUGGCGUUGGGCUGGAAUUCAACCACUUGUUUGGCUAUGGUGUCCUAGAUGCAGGAGCGAUGGUUAAGAUGGCAAAAGACUGGAAGACCGUUCCCGAGCGAUUCCACUGUGUUGGGGGGUCAAUACAGGAGCCUGAAAAGAUACCACCAAGUGGCAAGCUGCUCCUCACACUUACAACUGAUGCUUGUGAGGGGAAGGAAAAUUUUGUCCGUUACCUUGAACACGUCCAAGCAGUAAUAACUGUGAAUUCAACUAGGCGAGGAGACCUCAACAUCAACAUGACCUCGCCGAUGGGAACAAAAUCUAUUCUACUGAGCCGGCGUCCCAGGGAUGACGACUCCAAGGUGGGUUUUGACAAAUGGCCUUUCAUGACCACACACACUUGGGGAGAAGACCCCCGAGGCACCUGGGUCCUAGAGAUUGGGUUUGUCGGCGGUGUGCCACAGCGGGGCGUGCUGAAGGAGUGGACACUGAUGCUGCAUGGGACCCAGAGCGCACCCUAUAUAGACCAAAUAGUAAAAGAUUAUCAGUCCAAACUGGCCAUGUCCAAGAAGGAAGAGCUGGAAGAAGAAUUAGACGAAGCAGUGGAGAGAAGCCUGAAGAGUAUACUGAGCAAGAACUAGUCUGUUCUGCAUGAUGGUGUCUUUCCUUUCCCAGAUCCCUCUAUUCACCUUUCUACUAUCCAAACCUCUGUGUUAGACAUAUUACAAUGAUCGUCUCUGUAGCCAAAUUAUCACACUUUCUUGAUUUUAAAGUCUUAUAUCUUGUCAAUAAUUAUUUUAAUUACCACUGAAGCAAUCAUUUUUUUACUCUAAACCACGAAUAUAUUGUCCCCCACCAAAUACUAUGUACAGUUUGUGACUGUAAAUGAUUUUUCUUCUGUGUCAUACAAAUAGGUAAUACCUGCAAACAUGUUUAUGGCUUUUCCCUUCAUAUUUUUGUGAUACAUGUUGUUUGUAUUAAAAAAAAAAAAAAGAAAGAGUGAAUUUUAACAUUGGCAGUUGGUGAUAAUGGGUGCAUUUAAAAAAUAUAUUGUGAGAGAGGGAAUCACAAAGAGUUUGGUUGGCUGGAGAGGUCUUUGAAUGUCUAACAGCUCCUUUUGCAUCAUGGACUUCAGUGGGACUUUCCCCCUGGGUUCAACCAAAGUAGCACUAGACCCUAUAAAAAGAAAUAAUCCACAGAUGUAGAAAAAUUACCCAUCCAAUUUGCAGAACCUAAUUCUUCUCAGAGCAUUCUUUAGUAUAUACACUUACACGACAUACACACUAGCACUUCAGCUGCAGAAUGGUUCAACAAGCAUGCAAUAAGGAAGGCCAGGUGAUGCUAAAGCCAGGUGACAAGAAGUGCAUUGCAAACAGGGUCAGGGCAUUCUAGAAGCACAAAUUUCAAGAGCUUUUUUUGUUUCUUUUUUGUUUAGUUUACUUUUGGCUUUUGUUUAUAAAGUUGGCAAGUUAAAUCAAUAUACCAUCUUACAGCAGCAUAAGCACAUAGGGAAAGCACAGACCCCUGUUUUCUGGGGUUUGCAAACCUGGCUGUCAGUAAAUUGCUGUGGGAAAAUUUGAAGUAUGCAGCUUCAGUCCCAGAGCAAUUUUUUAUUCAGAUUUCAUUAAAAAGAAAAAAAAAAAGAAAAAAGUUAUUUUUGUGUUAUACAAAUAUAUUUAAGGAGAAAAAUAUGCCUACAUUAUUUACAUGUAAUGCAGAGUUGGCCUUCUUGGGAAAUAAAAUGUAGUAUGUUUGGGAAGAUUUGUCAGUAAUCAUUGCUCUUUGGCAUUUAAAGAGUCAGUCCCAUCUUCACUUCUCAUAUGUGAGUAAAUUCAGUCUCUCCUGCCCAUGGAGUCUGCUCUGGCUAUUGCCACAAGACAUAACGUUCCCUCAAGGGGGAUUCCUCAUGCUAACAACCACUACAUGUUCUCAGGUGUGAGAUCCCAAUUUGAACGUUUGAAUAAUAAAGGGUCUUGAUUUUGCAAAUGCUUAGGCACUCACAGUAAAAUCCGUGAACCUACUCAAAUACUAAUUUUAAGCAGGUGCUUAAGAUGUUUGAGGAUCCAAGAUCUACUUUUUAGCAGUGACUGGUUUCAGAGUUUUAUUAUGUAUUUUUAAUAUACAGAGUAUUCAUCUAAAGUGUUUUAAUAAGAGUUUUCCUGGGUAAUCAGGUGCAUUGUGGUAGAAACGUAUUCAGUAAGUAAAUAUUUAUCUAACAAAUCAAAAAUGCAACCCAAAGGUUAUAUGGUGCAUACAUUUAAUUGAAGAAUGUAUAAUUUAUUCUGUUAUUUCAAGUGAAUAUCCAUCUUUUAUCCUUUCACAAGGCCUGUUCUUUCCUUCACAAAUCCAAAUGCAAAUAAACAGCUCAACCUACUUGAA